Molecule: messenger RNA, 936 nt
Organism: Closterium sp. Naga37s-1
Lineage: Eukaryota; Viridiplantae; Streptophyta; Zygnematophyceae; Desmidiales; Closteriaceae
Source: the annotation of a GenBank genome assembly
AUGAGGUCAUGCGGCUGGGCCGUCCCUCACCGUCCCUCAGUGGCACUCACCGUCCCUCAGUGGCACUCACCGUCCCUCAGUGGCACUCACCGUCCCUCAGUGGCACUCACCGUCCCCCAGAAUCUGCUUCGUCCCCCGGGGUACUAUUUCCGCGCGGGCGUGGGCGAGGGGCUGCGCAAAUGGCACGUGUUCCUGGCGGGGGGCGGGUGGUGCGCCACGCGCGCGGAGUGCGUUGCGCGCAGCAAGACGUACCUGGGCAGCUCGCGCAUGUACCCCGCUGAUCCCUCCGCCUCCGCCUAUGCGGAUGUGCCAUGGAUGAAGCCCGGGUACGACGCCAUUCUGAGCGCCAACGCCAGUGCCAACCCGGCAGUGCACGAGUGGAACCUGGUGCGCGUGCUCUACUGCGAUGGCGGGGGGUAUGCCGGCACCAAAGGCCGCGUCAAGCUGGCUGACGGCACCAGCAUCUACCUCGACGGAUGGAAUGUCUUUCGCGCCGUGGUGCAAGAUCUCCGUGCCAAUCGCGAGAUGGAUUCGCCGUCCCACAUUCUCCUUUCGGGCAGCUCGGCUGGCGGGCAGGCGGUCGUGAACCUCUGUGAUUGGCUGGCAGCGAGCUUCCCAAACGCCACAACGCGAUGCCUGGUGGACUCAGGCUUCUUCAUGGAUGCCAAGGACCGGUAUGGCAAGCAUGGCUUCAGAUCGCUGGCUCAGAGCAUCACCGCACUGCACCGGCCUCACAACCCAUACUGUGCCUUUGAUACUCAAGCAGCAAAGCACGCUUGCCCUGACAGUGCUUAUUCGCCUCUGCGCCCACAACCUCACCUUCUUCAACCCAUCUCCCUUCCGUCGACCCAACCCAUGCCCCCCCAUGCUCCCCUCCCUCACUCUACAGCAGUGAAAUACUUGUUUUCACAGUACACUCUACGCACCAUCGCCUAA